UUAGCGGUUGUGUUGCCCCAGGGACCAUCUUGGAGUCAGGAAGGGAUGUUUUUCCCCUCUGGGGCAAAUUAGAGAGGCUUCAGAUGGGGUUUUUUGCUUUCCUCUGGGGCAACUAGCAGUUAGGCAGGUUAUAUAUAGGCAUUAUGGUUGAACAUGAUAGACGUAUGUCUUUUUUCAACCUAACUUACUAUGUUACUAUGUUACUAUGUGUCAAGGGGGUGGCACAUUGCUUCUCAAUGCUUUUCUCCUAAUUAGAGACUUUUAUGAAGUCCCCUACAAAGGGCAGCCUGUAAAAAGGAAGCAAGUUUACGUAUUUCCUUCAUCAACCUUAGUUUAUUUACUAUAACCACCUGAUUUGAUGUAACUUAUACAUUUCCAGAGUAACUCUUUAUUUCACAAUCAUUCCUAGAAAAUAUUUCAAACUGUGUCAUACAAAGACGCGAAUUUAACUCUAUUUGCUAAAACCCGUUCUAUAUAAAUACACCAAGAUGGCGGUUGAAAGAACUAAGAUCUUGCGUUCCACGCCUCCAGCUCAGUGAUUCCCCCAGUGUGAGCGACCCGAAGCGGAAGUGACGCGCUUCUAUAUAAAAACACCAAAAUGGCGGAUGAAACGACUAAGAUCUUGCGUUCCACGCCUCCAGUUCAGUCAUCCGCCCAGUGUGAGCGACCGGAAGCGGUGGUGACGCGCUUAUCCGUGCGCCGGCGGAUAGUUAGAACCUUUGCGGCUAACGGGUUGCGUUCUGUGAAGCGUCAGGAUGGCGGGGAAGAGCGGGGAGGAGAAGAUGAAGGCGAUGGAGGCGGAGAUGGCGCUGUUUGAGCAGGAAGUACUGGGAGCUCCCGUGGCGCUGCCUCCAGUGGAUCCCGUGCCCUUGCCCAUCCCAGCUGUGCCUGUUAUACGGGCGAUUAUUGCCACUAACACCUAUAGCCAGGUGCAGCAGAGUCUAGAGGCGAGGGCAGCCGCUGCGGCCAGUGUCGUGGGGCCCAUGAUUGUUCCACCGGUGCCAUUUGUUGGCCCAGCAGCCAUCCCACCACCUAGACCACCAGUUAUGAGGCCCAGUUUCAUCCCCCAUGCUCUGCAGCGACCAGCCGAGCCUCACGGAGCAAUGCCCCGCCCUUCCUUCAUUCCUCAUGUCUUGCAGCAAAGAGCUGUUGGCCCCCGACACCCAGGGAUGCCUCCCCCACAGCCUUUAAUGGCCCAUCACAUGCAUGGCCCGCCUCCACCACUGAUGAGACACAUCCCGCCUCCUCCGCUUGGCAUGCGUGCUGGCCCCCCGCCUGCACCUGUGGGACCUCUGCCUCCCCCGCCCCGCCCUGUGGUACCGUCUGCUCCAAAGAUGAACCCUACCGUUAUCCAAGCUGCCCCCACUGUCUAUACUGCACCCCCAGUAAGGAAGCCAGAGGAGGAAAUUGUGGAGCCGCCAAUAUUACCGGAUGAGAAGGAAACUCUCAGCUUUGAAGAAGCCGUUAUUGGCCCCAGUAUGCCGGAAAUGGAACCGGUGCAGCCCGAGGUGGUACUGGAACCGGUACAGGAGGAUAAAAAGAAAACAAAGCCGGAGAAAUUAAAACGGUGCAUUCGCACUGCGGCCGGAACAUCCUGGGAAGAUCAGAGCUUAUUGGAAUGGGAGUCAGAUGACUUCCGGAUAUUCUGCGGGGAUCUGGGAAACGAGGUGAACGACGACAUCCUGGCUCGCGCUUUCAGCCGUUACCCCUCCUUCCUGAGGGCCAAAGUCAUCCGGGAUAAACGCACGGGGAAGACUAAAGGCUACGGGUUCGUGAGCUUCAAGGAUCCCAACGACUACGUGAGGGCCAUGCGCGAAAUGAACGGCAAAUACGUGGGCUCUCGGCCCAUAAAGCUGCGCAAGAGCCAAUGGAAAGAUCGCAAUAUGGACGUGGUGCGCAAGAAGCAGAGGGAGAAGAAGAAGCUCGGCCUGAGAUAGAGACAGAACCACAGGCAUGGACUCCAUAUUGUCCCCCGUUUCUGUGUGAGUGGGGGUGCUCCGUCCCUCCAGCUGUUACACACAAGCAAGCACCCCAUGUAACGGCUGGAGGGCCACAGACAUUUACACCUAUCCAGGUUGCUGGGCCCUGAGUGGCCAAUAAAGGGUCUCCACUCCGGGGAGUGUUUGGUUUGUAUUCUAUGCGCUUACCCAGGACAAACAGUUACGUUGUAUUUUAUAUUUCCUCCUCGUUACUUUUAAUUUAAUGACAAACCGACGCUGGCUCCGCCUGCACUGGAUCUGCUAAUUAAACCUUAAAGGGCCGGCGUCUGCUGUUGUUGUUAAAUUCUCUGCCCAAGUUGAUGACAAUUCACUUUAUUCGAUUAAGAAAAUAAAGUUUUAUUGUUUUUAAAACUAAAA
This is a messenger RNA of Xenopus tropicalis (tropical clawed frog), 2357 nucleotides long. It is a transcript of the gene rbm42, whose product is annotated as RNA binding motif protein 42. The record is from RefSeq and is a predicted model, not a curated record. Bases 756 to 1937 code for a protein of 393 amino acids. Gene Ontology annotation, molecular function: mRNA binding; nucleic acid binding; RNA binding. Lineage: Eukaryota; Metazoa; Chordata; Amphibia; Anura; Pipidae. The transcript is spliced from 10 exons. Gene Ontology annotation, cellular component: cytoplasm; nucleus.